Antechinus flavipes (yellow-footed antechinus) is the source of this 10943-nucleotide messenger RNA. It is a transcript of the gene IKZF2, whose product is annotated as IKAROS family zinc finger 2. Gene Ontology annotation, molecular function: RNA polymerase II cis-regulatory region sequence-specific DNA binding; DNA-binding transcription factor activity. Gene Ontology annotation, biological process: regulation of transcription by RNA polymerase II. The record is from RefSeq and is a predicted model, not a curated record. The coding region runs from base 688 to 2268 and encodes 526 amino acids. The transcript is spliced from 8 exons. NCBI's taxonomy places the organism in Eukaryota, Metazoa, Chordata, Mammalia, Dasyuromorphia, Dasyuridae.
AGAGAGAGAGAGAGAGAAUGUGUGAGUGAGUGUGUGUGUUAGGGAGCAGCAGAAGCAGCACUUGUCCUGUAAUCGAUUGCCGAGUGUGCUGAGCGGCCCCGAGCGCAGACACACACACACGCACACACACACACAGAUACCCACUCACCGGGGGCGCGCGCGUACUCUCUCCUCCUGGCUCUCUUUUUCACACUCUCACACACACACAGACAGACACGCUCACGCACGCACGCACGGAGGCACCCUCGCGGCUCCUGCCCGCCUGCCCUCCUCUCCCCUCCCCUCUCCUUGUCCUUCCCCUCCUUCCCGGUGCCCGCCCGCUCGCCCGCCCUGCGCGUCCAGCCGGCGCUGGGGGAGAUGGGCUCGGGCUUGGCAGCCGGAUCGGUUUCUCGGGGUUUGACCAGCUGUCCCGGGCUCACCCUGCUCCUCGCUGAAGAUGGAGGAAGUAAAAACAGGAUUACCCUCCGCUCCAGAGCCACUGCCUUAGUUUCCACAGCCCACCGCAGUGCCCCAACACACACUGGCCACCCAGGGACACCCCGAGAGAGACCCACACAGAGACACGAGAGACCCAGACAGAGAGAGAUACACAGAGAGAGGGAGGAGAGGACUCACUCACAGUAAACACAAACAAAAGGGGGAUGGGAUUGCCUCCCUGCGUGUCCUGCUGAGCACUGCACUUUGACUAUGGAAACUGAGGCUAUUGAUGGCUAUAUAACAUGUGACAAUGAGCUUUCACCUGAAAGGGAACACUCCAAUAUGGCAAUUGACCUCACCUCAAGCACACCCAAUGGACAGCAUACCUCACCAAGUCACAUGACAAGCACAAAUUCAGUAAAGCUAGAAAUGCAAAGUGAUGAAGAGUCUGACAGGAAACCCCUGAGUCGGGAAGGAGACCUCAGGGGCCAUGAUGAAGGUAGCAGCCUAGAAGAACCCAUUAUUGAGAGCAAUGAUGUGACUGACAACAGAAAAGUCCAGGACCUUCAGGGCGAGGGAGGAAUCCGGCUUCCGAAUGGUAAACUGAAAUGUGACGUCUGUGGCAUGGUUUGCAUUGGGCCCAAUGUGCUUAUGGUACAUAAAAGGAGCCACACUGGUGAGCGCCCCUUCCACUGUAACCAGUGUGGAGCUUCUUUCACUCAGAAGGGCAACCUACUGAGACAUAUUAAGUUGCACUCUGGGGAAAAGCCGUUCAAAUGUCCCUUCUGCAGCUAUGCCUGUCGGAGAAGGGACGCCCUCACAGGACACCUCAGGACACACUCCGUGGGUAAACCUCACAAGUGUAACUACUGUGGACGGAGCUACAAACAGCGCAGUUCACUGGAGGAACACAAGGAACGUUGCCACAAUUAUCUUCAGAAUGUCAGUAUGGAGGCUUCUGGGCAGGUCAUGAGUCACCAUGUACCUCCUAUGGAAGACUGUAAAGAACAAGAGCCUGUGAUGGACAACAAUAUUUCUCUGGUGCCUUUUGAGAGACCUGCUGUCAUAGAAAAGCUGACAGGGAAUAUGGGAAAACGUAAAAGUUCCACCCCACAGAAGUUUGUGGGAGAGAAGCUCAUGAGAUUUGGCUACCCAGAUAUUCACUUUGAUAUGAACUUAACAUAUGAGAAAGAGGCUGAGCUGAUGCAGUCUCACAUGAUGGACCAAGCCAUCAACAACGCAAUCACCUACCUUGGAGCUGAAGCACUUCACCCUCUGAUGCAGCACACACCAAACACAAUUGCAGAGGUUGCCCCAGUCAUCAGCUCAGCUUAUACUCAGGUCUAUCAUCCUAACAGGAUAGAAAGGCCCGUUAGCAGAGAAACCUCAGAUAGUCACGAGAACAACAUGGAUGGCCCCAUUUCUCUAAUCAGACCAAAGAGUCGACCCCAGGAAAGAGAGGCCUCUCCCAGCCAUAGCUGCCUGGAUUCUACUGACUCAGAAAGCAGCCAUGAUGAUCGCCAGUCCUAUCAAGGAAACCCUGCCUUAAAUCCCAAGAGGAAGCAAAGCCCAACUUACAUGAAGGAGGAUGUUAAGGCUUUGGAUGCCACAAAGGCUUCUAAGGGCUCUCUGAAGGAUAUCUACAAGGUCUUCAAUGGAGAAGGAGAACAAAUUAGAGCCUUCAAGUGUGAGCACUGCAGAGUCCUAUUCCUAGACCAUGUCAUGUACACAAUUCAUAUGGGUUGUCAUGGCUACCGGGACCCGUUAGAAUGCAACAUCUGUGGCUACCGAAGCCAGGACCGUUAUGAGUUCUCAUCACACAUUGUCCGAGGGGAGCACACAUUCCACUAGGCCUUUUUUCUUUCCAAAGGGGACCCUUAUGAAGUAAAGAACUGCACAUGAAGAAAUACUGCACUUACAAUCCCACUUCCUCAGACAUUAACUUAACCUUUAUAAAAGAAAAAAGAAAAAAUAUUACAGUCAAUAAUUCUUAUUUAAUGGACCCAGUCUCAUUUGCUCUACCUAUCAGGAAGGAAAAGAGGGAGGGAAGGGAUGGAGCUAAUAUCUAUUUUUUUUGUCACUUGGCUUAUUUUGUGGGAAUUGAAGGGCAGUUCACUUUUGUAGUGGUUGACUGUAAGUUAUAUCUUGCUUUGAAAAAAUCACUCAGCUUACAUUAGGUUCAACUAAAAGAGGCUGAUUUGCCAUUCAUUUUUAGGAUGGUGAUCUUGGACAGGAAAGUGGAGAGUUUUCAUAGUAAGACUUUAUCAUAACAAAAAUUUAAAAAAAAUAAAGAGUACAAGAAAUUUUUACUCUCUAAAGAAGAAAGGUUUUCAAAAUAUAAAUUGUUUUUCUGUAAAGAUCUUGGAUCAUAAAUCAAACACAAUGUUCUUUUCAAUGAUAUUUGCUAGGAUGAGCUAUGGUCAUGGGUUCUAUGUUUACUUCACUUUCUGGAAUUUCUAAUACAAUCUAAAGAACAUUGUACCACUUAGCAGUUUCAUAUUACAAGUGGUUAGGACCACCUACAAUACUUUUGAAGUCCUGCUAUCUUAUUUUUCUAAACUAAAAGAAGCACCUUUUUAGACUUGCUGUUUUUCCAUAGUUUUGGGGACUGGUAUUUUGUAGACACCCUGACAGCCUUACUUUUAACAUGUUUUACGAUUAACAUUUUUAUCUGGUUUUCAGAGUAAUACAGCUUAGGAAUGGCUACGGGGCAGUAGUUUUCUAGAGAGGUUCUUCUGCUCUUUGGAAAAAAAUAAUAUUUUUUUAAGUUAUAAACUAUGUCCAGGUAGUAGAAUAUGCUUUUUUUUUUAAGGUAUGCAUUCAAUUGUGAUUUUAUCAGCAACAGUGUUAAACCAGUCAGCAGCAUACACUAUUAUAGCUGACAGUCGGGAGAACACUAGAAACCUCUUUUUUCAUAGUGUAUUAGUUUAUUAAAUUUGCAACUACCCAGUAUUCUGCUCUAUAGUCAAGUCUUUUAAGUCUUGCCUACUGAAUAGAUAUAUUUCUUGCCUUCUGAAUAGAUAUAUAGAAUAGAACAUUUCUAUUCUAUAAAACUCCAAGGGGCAAUGCUAAGUUUGACCUGAAUGUGGUUAUUAAAAAGAUGCAAUCAAAAACAAACAUAACCCCUCCAACAACAUAUGCAUAGUGCUGAUACCAACUAGGGCUAUUUAUUCUAUUUUUUCCAGAGUUGAUAUAUAAUACAUUUAAGUUGAGGAAAUUGAAAACUGCUCUACAAUAUUUUGGUUGGGCUGCAGAUUAAAAACAAAAUAAAAAAUACUAACAAAGUCUACUUUCACCCUUUCUUUGACCCAGGAUAGGAACAGAAUUAUUAAAUGAUUUCUAGGCCAAAAUCAUUUACUUCCUGUUGGAAUACACGGGAGCCACCUGACAGUGGCUAUUGGAGAUCCAACCCAGAAUGAAUCUCGUCUUGUGAGAGGAUUAUACAAGGAGAUAGAGAGGCAGUUGCUGUUCACUGACCUCUGUAACUGAGAGGCCAUUGCUUUGUCUGACCUUAGUGCAGGAGGUAGGAGAGCCACCAUGAGGUUGGUCAAAGAUAGAAUAUCUGUUGCUGAUUUUGUCCUCAGUUUAAAUACCCUAUUACAAUUACAUCAACUAGAACCAUUACACCACCAUGCUAAGUACUAAGUAUAUGUAAACUAGAUAACCAUUGUCUCAUCAAUUCCUCUGAGUUAACACCUUGUUUCAAGUAUACUUCUUUCAAGUAUACUUCUCCAGAGUUCUGUCUCUCUACAAUGUCCUGUUUCCUAAUAGCUUUCAACAAUUAUUUCCUCUAUUACUUUGACUCUGUGACAUAUGACCUAUAAGCCUUUAAUACCCUUCUUUCUUCUUUUCUAUCUGUGCUUACUACACAUUGAUAUUUUGCAUAGAUAGAUAGAUGUUCUUUGAAUUUAUGAGGGUGCUAAUUUUAUUCAACACAGUCCAACAGCAUUAGAAGGGAACAGCUGAGUGGUAUAGUGAUUAAAAUUUUUGUUUUAAUUUUUAAAUUUAAUUUGCCAAGGGCAAAAAGAACAUAUAAUCUAUGUUUAGGAAGGAUGGGAUAGAUGGUGGUCAGAUUAUACCUGAUAGCCAUUUUUGAUAUGAAAUAUCAUUAAAUAGUAGUUGAAAAGUACUGUAGAAAUUCCUUGGAUACAAUGCAUUUUUUAAUAGUAUAAUGUAAGAAUGAUGAUGAAAAGAAAAGCCUAAACAUGAAUAGGGCUCAGACAUUAAAAAGCUGCUCUGUAUUACUCAACUUGGUUUUCUAUCUUCUAGUUCUUAUCCAGAUAACUCCUAAAUGCUCAUACAAAUGGAGUUAACACAGAACUAGGGAGAAUUGGUUAACUCACUUCUUCCUUCUCAUCUUUUUUGUCUCCGAGAUCUUGACAAAAUUAAUAAAUUGGUAAUGACCACUUUUUAAAUCCAAAAGCAUCCAUCAAAACAUAAUUGAAAAAUAUACUAGAAUGUCAACUUUAGCAUUUCUUCUGUGCUUUAUGGUAGUGAACAUCAAUUUUAUUUUACUAUAAGAUCUUGAAAAAUGAGCCACAAAAGAAAAAAAUAUUUAGCAAUUAUUACUUGUCCUUUCAAUUCUUCCUGAUACUGUUUUUCACAUUUCUGGAGAAGACCAAUUUCUCCAGUGGCCAAUAGUCAACAGUAUUGUAGUAAGUUGGAAGAGGGGUGCAUGUGGUAAUCGUUUUCAUUUAAAGAAGCACUUUGGGCAGCAACCACUAUGUUAAAAACAAGUUAUUUGGACAUUUUUGCUGACAUUGCUUGUGAAUUUUCCAGCUUUUUUCUUUAGUUCAUUUGGUCAUCUACAAACUUUUUUUGUGUGUAUAAACAGACCCCAAAGAAUUAUAUAUAGGUCCCCCAAAUCACUCAGGCUUUACUACUCCUUCUAGUCUGUAUUCUUGAGAAUAUGGCUGCUGCAGGCAUAUUGUCUCCUUACCCCAAAAGGAUGAGGAUAUAGAUAAUGAAGGUGUUAUUGGCUUAGGUACGGACAGUGGCAAAUAGAUUCAGGAGCAUUGCAAAUUUUGUAGGUAGAAAAUAUUUUGGGAGAAUAAUACUAUGGGAUAAGGCUCUGAAUGGCUCUAUUUAAUUAUGGCAUUUUCUAUAAAGAGGUAAAAUGACUAAAUGUAGUUGUGACAAUUAGAUACCAAAUAAUCAUGUAGGAAAUUUUUUUAUAGGCAUUGUUUACAUAUACUUUAUUUCAGUGAAACUAUAUGUCAUAGAAAGUACUGAAGAGAGAAUUAUGGGCAAUCUUCUGUACUUCCUUUUUUGACAGAAAUUCAGACAUUUCUAAAAAUUGAUCUAUAUUCAUUUAAUUCCAGUUCUUGUUUAAGAGGGGAAAUAAUGUGCCAGAGCCAGGACAAAGCAAGGGUGGUUGUGCCUGAGGCAAGGUUUGAAAAUGGCACCCCUUGUGUAUUACUUUCUAAUCAAGGCUGUGUCUUUAUUGUACCACAUGGGACUUGUCUUAAGGAAACAAAUACAUGCCACAUAUAGUACAGUUUCCUGGCAUUAAAAAUGGGCGUUUAUGAAAAGUAAUAUUAAAAACCUUGGUCACCAACUCGAUCACUUCUACAAGUUGCACCAUAGGCAGCUACCUACUUUAUGCCCCACCUAGCCUUUGCUGUGUGCUUCCUAUAUGUCGACUGGUGAUAAUUUCCUCUAAAAAGAAAAUUAUAUUUGGCUGUCACCAAGUGAAAGUCAUCAGCAGGCUAAUUAAAAGAGAUUUUUGUAUUGUUUAAAAAAUUAAUUGUUGAGAGUUUUCUUGAAGGAGAAAAUGGGAUUUAUUCUGAGCAGAAUUUAUACCCAGCUGCAAAGUAGGGAGUGCCCCUCCUACAUAAGAGCAGUUGGUGAGCGUGAGUCAGAGUCACUGGAUUUUUUUUUAGAUAUGGAUGAGGGACAUAGACUUUGAUAAGAAAUUUUUAAAAAACUUUUUGAUAUGCAAAUAUAGUUGUCACUGGGAAAUAUACAUGGGAAAAAAACACCACCAUUGUGACUGAUUCCUGAGAUGUUUAAUUAUUUUCUUUCUCUCUUUAAUUUGCUAGAGUGUAACAAAAAUUAUUGGAGGAGCUCUCAGCACACAAAACUUUCAUGAGCUUUUUAGGAUGAGUAGUGAUUAUUUAUCUAUUCAGUCACUGUCUUGUAGAAAGAUUUUCUGCAAGACCAGCUUAUUACUCAAAUUCAAAUCUUUAAAAUUUGAUCUCCUGAGGAGAGCCCAUCAAAAUAGAAAGAAAUAAGGAUCCUUAUUUCUCUGCUGAUAUAUGGAAAAGGGAGCAAUUCAUUCAUAAAUUUUAUUGACUUUUACCUCAUAUAUUAGUAUCUGAGCUAAUUAUUUCAGAAACUCAUUCAAUAUCUAUUGCUAUUUCCAAGUGAAAAAUAGAAUUUAUAUCAGAGAAAAGGUAAUACUUGUGAAAUCAUUUUUUUGGUGUGAUUUAAUUAAUAUCACCUCUAAAUCACUAUCUAGGGUGUUUGGGGAAAAAAUGAAAAAACAAACAAGCAAAAAGUCUAGCAGCUAUUACACCAAAACAUAAUUACCAUAAGAAAGAUUUAACAUAUUUCCAAAGUACACAUUCUUUACUCUGGAUAAAAGAAUGAAUAGCACUUGUGAAAUUGAUAAUUCAGUCCUACAAGUUACAUGGCUCUGCUCUGAAUGCUCAACUUUUAUAUGAUUUUCUUGAGAACUGUUUCAAAUGAGGCUGAUCCUAAAAUAGAAAUUUCCCCAACACCCCCCAAAAAAUUUGAGUUAAAAAUUAUGUUGGGUUUUUUGUGUAUUUUUUCCUAAUAGUUUGAAUAGUUUGAAUUGUGCAUUUUUGUUUUUUAAACCCUGGAUUUCUACAAAUUAAUUGAAAUCUAUAGUAACUAGAAUCUUAAGAUACUGAAAUUUAAUGUAUUAAAUAUUUCCAAAUUUUAAUUAUAUUUGUGCCUUUCAAAAUACAUUUAAAAAGUCAGUUAUCCAAUUAUCGGUCUAAACAGCUUUAAUAUAUAUAUAUAUAUGUGUGUAUAUAUAUAUUUUAAAAAUCACUUAAAAAUUGAGUACCAUAUAUUUCAGCCUUGACAAAUAGGACAAAACUACUAUGGUAACAUAUGCUUGCAAAUGCAGAAAUUUAUUACUCAACUGUCUAAAGAAAAUAACUUUUAAAACAUUUUUAAAUAUCUCAAAUGAAAUUUGAUGGUAUUUCAGAAUGACCACUACCUACUAGAUUGUGCAGAUGAGAUUUGAGGUGGAGAAAAAACUUAGCUGUGAAAUAUUAUGCUGUGUGAUUUUUUUUUAGGAAGAAUGAGUUCUGUAUCAUAAUAAGGUUUUAUUAGUUUAAUUCUUUGUUGAAACAAAAUGCAGUAUUGUAUUGGUACUCUCAGAAAUGGACUAGUAUUCUAGUCAUGAGUCCUCAGUCUUCUAACUGAUCUUCAAUAGAAUAGUCUUGAAAAGUCAGGUAAUUCACUGUCCUUGAACAAAACUGAAUAGAGCGAGCAGUCAGAUCACAUUGUUAUUACCCCCAAAUACAAGGUCAGUGGGAGAUAUACGGUUGUUAUAUAGUUAUCUGCUGUAGGUUUGUUUGUGUAUGACAGCUUUUUUAAAAUGAGCUGCUGGUUAUAAGAAGCUAACAAAAUAUGACCAAGAAGCUGUGAUAUGCUAGUGUUCAUCUGCAUCAUAGUAUAUUGUUAGGCCAAAAUAAAAUGACCUUAUAAAUUUUUAUUAUGCUUUCAGAAAUUUAAAAUUGACAUUUCCAUAUGGUAUUUUAAAAAAAAUUCUUUCUGCCCAUUUAAUCUUCUCUUGCAGUACUGUAAGUUUGUGGUAAUCACAUGCACUUUCUGCCUGGGAACAUAUUCACAAUUCUAUUUAUGGGCACUUUUCCCAUACAACACUGUAAAUGUGUGUUCUCUGUAUAAAUUUGUGAAUUAAUCUUUAUCCCAUACAAAGAGUGGUACAAGGAUAACUAGUUUUCUAUGGUUUUCUUUUUAUUGUGAAUAAAAUAUAAAGUGGAGAGGCCCUCUGCUAAGCACCACAAAGUACAGAUAUGACUUCAUGUAAGUACAAAUAAGCCAGCUUGCAGUGAAUUGGGCCCUUCGGAUUACCUCAAGUGACACACAGUAAGAAAAGCUUCUUGAACAGGGGGUAGAGGUCACUGAAUCCCCUACUAUGCACUUAACAGGAUUUGACAUUACUUACUGGAAAUGGAUGUUUGUUUUUUGUUGUUUGGUUGUUGUUGUUUUUUUCUGAAUAUACUGUAACAAGGGAAGGAGUUGGGUUUUGUUGUUUUUUGUUUUGUAGUAGCUAAAAUUCUGAAACUGUGAUCAACAAUUUAAAUGACUGUCAAGCACUCUCGAAUCUUGAAUAUAUUCACUUCCUGUUCCAUGUAGCAAAGUUCUCUUUAUUGUUUAUGUUAAAUUAUGUAAAAUCUCACCCUAUUUCUGUCUCUUUACCUCAGUUUGAAGACUAGGCUACCUAUUUUUUCAAUUAUUUCCAUCUCUGUGGUUCCCCCCCCCCUUUUUGUUCAUUGGCUGUAUAGUCUGUUUACAUAUUUUUGUACUCAAGUGUAGUUUUAUAUUAAAAAGAAAAAAAAGAAAAAUAGUAAAUUUAAUGAAAAAUAUUAAGGUACGUAGUCUUUGUAACACUUUCAUCUUCACAAAUAGGGUACCUGAAAAUAUAACUCCAUAAAUUGUAAUUUGACCUAUGUUAUGCUUGCCUUUUUUGUUGGUUUUUACUUGCUGGUUGUCUUUUCCCCUCCUCCUUACCCCAAAUAUAAAUUGUUUUAUGAGACACUGGAAAAUUUUCAUGCAAAUGUUUAGAAAGAUUUAAAAAUUGUAAAGUAAAAAGUCUUUAACUUUUUCUGUGGGAAGAAAAUGCUUUUAAAAAAUAUUGUUAUUGGUAUUGCAGGUUGGGGAUUUCCCUAGAUCUUUUGCUUUUCAUAGUUGGACCUUUCCAAACAUGCUGUUUGAAAAUUCACAAUGAUUGCUUAUGCUAGUCAGUUCACAAUAUCCUUUCAUUUUAUUUCUGUUCAAGUGCAAUACUUUCCAAGAAGUCUUAAAAAAAAAAAAGAGUCUACUUUUACCCCAUUUUUGACCUACACAUUCCUUAGUAACUAAGUCACAGUUUCUUAAACUUCAAGUUUAAAAACCUUCAAGUCACAAUAUUUUAAAGAACCAUAAAUAAUAUAUAAAAGCAAAGAAUUAAAAGAAAGCAUUCAAUAGUGAAAAGGUUAUAGAAAUUAAGUGUGGAAGAUGCAGUCCUAAUUUCAAAAUAUAUUUAUUCAGACUGAAUUUUCCAUUUAAAUAUGUGGGAUAUUAGAUGAACAAAUGGGCCUGAAAGUUGACAUUUUAAAAUUUAAAACUUACUCUCCUACUUUGACUCUUGUCCAAUGUUACAAAUUAAGAAAUGCUUUUUUUUUCUUUUUAAAAUAACUUUUUUAAAUGUAAAGAAAAGCACUUAACACAUUUAAAAUAUAUAUAUAUAUAUAUAUAUACAUAUCGUCUCUCUGAGAGUACAGAAAAAUUUACUUGGAGCAAUCUCAUUCUCAUAAAUUUAAGUGAGGAUUAUUUUACAUAUCAUACAUAUUUAUAUGUAGUGUGCUGGGUUGAUUUUUUUUUUUUUUUUUUUUGGUGUGUGUGUGUUUUUUACACCUGUUUCCCUGUAGAAAACUGCUCUUAUGUAAAUACAUGAUUAGUUAAAAUAUAAAUUCUGUGGCAUUUCUUUUAAAAGCAGUUUGCUACAUUUGUACAGUAGCCAUGUGUCUUGGCCAUUUUAGAUUUAUAUUUUCUUUUAACAAUACCAAAGGUAAUUAGACUAUGUUACAGACUAAUUGCUUGACAAAUUUCUAGGAUUUUUGAGUUUUAGAAGCAAAAAAAAAAUAGUUCAAACCAGUAAACCUCAUUUUUUCAAACUAAUUUGGAAAAAAGAAAGCCUAUUGUUUAUAUAUAUUAUAUAUCUCUAUGUCUAUGUAUGUAUGUACCAUAGAUGUAGACAUAUAUGUAUAGAUAUGGAUAUAUACAUGUAUAUCCAUAUCUCAGACCUUGUCUGCCAAGCUUCUUCAGUUUGGGUGUCAUUUUAAAAAGGCUUAAAUAUUUACCUCCAAAGAUGAGGUUUAUUAUGUAAGUUCAGAUAUAGCCUUUGCAGCCAUGUCACAAGUCACCCUGUUCUUUAUCCAGUUUGAAGACCUCUGCUAAAUGGUUUUAUCACUGCAGACUGAAAUGUGGGAUUUGUAUUUUUCUUUACUUUGCUACACAUGCAUACAUGGUUUCUACAUGUAUGUGUGUACUGUAUAUGUGUAUGAGUGUUGUACAUGCAUGUGUGAGUGUCUGUAUGUGUGUAAAACUAAAGAAUCUGCAGAAACUUUGUAAUACUUUGUGAAAAGGAUUAUAUUAUAAAGGUUUGUACUGUCUGAGUGCACAGCUACUGGAAUAAAUUUAGGGAAUCUCAGGAACAAGCUUAUAAUUUGUCCAAGAUUUAUUUCUUUUCAGAAGUGUAAGUGCAGUUUUUAAUUCUGUAUAUUAUUUAAUAUUUUACCAAUAAAAAUAAACUUCUGACAUAAAAA